UCACAUUCACAGUACCAUUUAUGACUUUAAUUCUAAAUUAAACUAAACAUUGCUUAUUUUAUAAAAAUAGAUAUGACUUGUGCUGCCUUUUAUUAGUGUGUGUUGAGAAAUAUAAAUUGUGUACUUAAUGUGUAGUUAAACCAUAAUUCGCAAAACUUUUGAUUCUUGCUCAUUUCUAUAUAAUCGAUAUAAGUAAAUAACUUCUAUAUUUUGCUCAGAUUUGUGACUAAUUUUCUUACAAAGUGAUGAGAUAGUAAGAAGUUAACAUGUCGCUAGAACGUGAGAGCAUGGGUGUGAUGCCCCCAAUCCCUGUGGGCACUGGGCCAUUGGACCCACGUUCACAACUACUCCAAGAAAUGAGGGAUCAGAACUUUGACCUUAUAAGAUUUGCAUCUUAUAGAACUGCAUGCAAACUCCGCUUUGUCCAAAAGAAGUGUAAUUUACAUGCAAUAGAUAUAUGGAACGUAAUAGAAGCCUUUCGAGAAAAUGCACUCAAUACUCUGGAACCGACUGCCUGUGUCAAUGUCACCAGAUUAGAGACGCUAGUGUCAUCAUUGUACCACAACUUGAAUAAAAGAUUGCCACCCGCUAAUCAAGUGUCCGUCGAAGCCUGUUCUGCUUUGCUUUUAAAUUGGUUACUGUCGGCUUACAGUACAGGAGAAAACGUCGGAAAAAUUAGAGUUUUCUCAAUCAAAGUUGCAUUGGCCACCAUGUGUGCUGGAAAACUUAUGGAUAAACUAAGAUAUAUAUUUUCUCAACUAUCCGACGGCAAUGGUCACUUGUUAAUGAAGAGACUGUCCGACUAUCUACGUGAAGUUUUAGCUCUACCUGCAGCUGUGUAUGAAUCCCCGUCAUUUAGUUAUAACGAUAACUUGGCAAUUUCUAUAUUUAAUCAGAAUGUUAAAAUAACCGUAAACGAUUUCUUAGACACUUUGAUGUCAGACCCAGGACCGCCCUGUCUUGUUUGGUUGCCUCUAUUACAUCGCCUAGCCAGCGUCGAGAAUGUGGUGCACCCGCUGGCGUGCAGCGCGUGCCGGCGCGGCUCGCUGGCCGGCUUCCGCUACCGCUGCACGCGCUGCGCCGCCUACACGCUGUGCCAGGACUGCUUCUGGCGCGGACACGUCACGCCGCCGCACUGCAACGAGCACGAGGUCAAGGAGUACGCCACCUACAAGUCCCCGUCGAAGCAGAUCGGCGCGACGCUCCGCAAGUCGUUCCGCUGCGUGCCCGAGCGCGCGCGCCCGCAGCUGCCGCGCUACCCCGACCAGCCCGAGCGGACCCUCAACCUCAGCCACAUCGUUCCGCCGUCCCCGGUGCCGGCUCACAACGGUUUCCCGGAGUACGCGGGCGGGUACGUCAACACGGGCUCGCUCGACAGCCGCUCCUCCAGAUCGACGCAUCGCAGUAUAGCGGAUCACCUCUCCCGCGGAGUCGAUGAUGAACAUCGCCUCAUAGCGAGAUACGCGGCUAGAUUGGCGCACGAAAAUCGUACCAUGCCAAGAGCCGGCAGGUCGGCUUCUCUGACACCAGAAUUGACACUGGAUUUUCAGGGCCGUUCAUCAUCAGAGGGCUCGGAAGUGGACGCGGCGAGACAGCAACGCGAACUGAUAUCUCAGCUCGAGGCCAAGAACCGGGAGAUUAUGAGAGAGAUCGCUCGUUUGAGACGGCAGCAAGAAGCGGAAGCGGUGGGCGGCCCGGGCUCCGCCCCGCCACUCGUGUCCGAGUUGCGGGCGCUCCGCCAACGCAAAGACGAGCUGGAGGGACACCUGUCGUCGCUGCAGGAGUCCAGGAAGCACCUCAUGCACCAACUCGAAGGCCUCAUGAGGAUGCUUAAGACUCAGCAGUCGAGUCCCAGGUCAACACCGAAUUCGUCUCCGCGAUCGACGAAGAGUCCUCCGCUACCUGGAUCACAACCACAGCCCUCCGCGCCGGAGAGGGAGGUGUCUCGCGGCGCGGUGCGCAGCGCGCCGCAGACGCCGUCGCUGGGCGAGCGCGAGCGCGUCGACAUGUCGCACAGCCUCGGCACGUACGCGCUGGCCGACGGCGCGCGCGGCGCAAUGGAAUCGAUGGGAGGAGACCCUAGAAGUUUUCACCAGAACCAACGACCUACCACUAUGGGCAUAGACAACAGGAGUCUACGAAGCGAUCUGCUGUACGCCGCUGAUUCAGUCACGAACGCGAUGUCGACUUUAGUGCGAGAACUUAAUUCGGAGGGUUCAGACACAGAGGAUACGGUCAAGGGAGGAUUGGACGCCAGGAAGAGACGGGAUUUCGAAGAAGAUGAAGACAGUGACGAACCGAUGCCACGGCCGCAGCUUCCGCGACACUACAUACACGAUAACAAUGUGCAGAGCUUACCACCUAGUGUUAUUACGUCAUAAGUAGUGUUUGAGGACAUACCGCCUCCACUUCCGGCUCGUACGGGUCACUAUUACCCACGCACAUAGUACCCUGAUGUAUAAGUAAUUUCAUAAAAUAAUCACAUAAGUUUGUUGUUGAACCUUGAGUUAUAUAUAAAACCGUCUUGUUAAAAACUUAGUAUUUCCUUCAGGCCGGUUUCGAUUUAUGCGUCUUCUGUAACCGUUCAUGUUAUCCCAAAUCAUAUUGAUCCUUAUUACAUUGGGAAUAAAGUUUAAAUUGAAAUGAAUAUACAUAAUACAUGUUAAACGUUAGGCAGUUUUUUUUUUUAAAUCUCAUAUUAGUAUUUUUUUGUUCUUUUCAUAAAAAAUGCAUUGAUUUUGAAUACUGCCGAUUUGAUAUAUUAUCCAUUGAUAAUAAUAAUACAUACAGUCGCGUAGACAAAUGUAUCAGAAAUUAAUUGUCGUAAGGAUUAUUAUAAACUAUUAUCGAAUUGUAAGCAUUCGUAUUUAAAUAUUGUCUUGUCUGAUUGUAAUUGUAAGAUUGUCUACAAAUAAAAAUAAAAAAAAUUGUAACUUUUGUUGCUGAUUGUACUUUUAUUCAGAAAUAAAAAUAUGUAGUCGAAAAUAAACAGACUGAUUAUACAUUAAUGAUCGAUAUAAUUACAAACGGGGACACAUCACUACAUUAUAUCAUAAUAUUCGUUUAUUUUUUAUAUAAAAAUGAAUAAAUUGAAUAAAUAACCUCUUAGUUUCGAAAGGUUUUGGCAAGAUAUCAAUCGGAGAUGGCAUUGUUCAUAUACCACACGUAAACACUUGUCGUUUUAAUUGUACUUAUUUUAAAUAGUGAGUAUUGACAUCGGCUUAAAAUUGAUCAUUUUUAACUUCCAAUUUUAACUUAACUUAAGAAUAAUAAAAAAAAAAAACUAAAAAUAUUUUUUGAUUACAAUUUGAAAGUUUAGUAUAAUUAAUUUUAAAAAUCUUUAAGUACCUUUGGUUGUUUGAGUCUAGUCUUUAGCUUUAUGUUUUUUUUUAAACGCUCAAGUUGUCUUUUUUUAAAUAGGGAAUUUCGUUACCCUCCCCCUCUUCUGUCUUCCAUUUGUCAAUUCCUUCCAAAAUGUACAAAAAUGUCAAUUGAUACUUCCUUACACAUCCUUUGCCUAUUAUCAUUUUGAAACCAUUUUAAAAUCCUCCCUAAACUGAACGUAUUGCUACAACGAUAUAUUUUUAAAAUAUGUCUAAAUUUAUUUUAUUUCUAGUAGAAAUUUAUUCUUAUAAAAUUCUAACCAAUUUUUUUUAGAAUUAAAAAAAAAACAAAUCGUAUCUGAAAUUAAAAAAAAAAAAAAAACAAAUUAAUCUUUUAGCAGAAAAUCCUGUUUCGAUUUAAUAUUUCUGUAUUUCUAUGAAUUUUAAGUUUUUUCAUGCUAUCGACCUUUAGCACCGACGCAUUCCCAUACAAUAGCGAAUAUUUGUCUCGUUCUUUCUUACACAAUUCGUAUAGUCUUGUCCUUGUCAUAAUACGGUUAAAGACAUUUAUUUUCUCAAAAGAUUUACAUUUAAAUCACUCACAGAGAAAAUUACAGAACAAUUAGAAAAUAAUAAUAAAAUAUAAAAAAUGAAUAAAUACAGUGCGUAUACAAAGCAAUAAUGUCGGUAACAAUGCGUGCGGAAGCGUCGGUGUCUAAGAUACUGUCUCGUAUCGUACAACUGUUUGUUGUCGGGUGGCAGUGCAAAUGUUAUCGAGCAAUGAAUCCUUUAUAAACAUUAAGACUGAACAUUGGUGUACCACCGCGAAUGCCAAAUUCAAACCAAAAUCUUUUUAUUCUGUGGCAGCUUCGUUUCAUUUAAACAUGAAUUAGAAUAUGAUAUUCAGUGUAAGGGUUGCCAUAAGUAUUUAUGAUUGUAUCGUCAAUGUACAUGGGUCUACAUUUUGGCAAUUAUUAAAUCUGUUGUAGUAAUGGUUUUUUUCAACGUCCAAUUUAAAUUUUUAAUAAAUAUAUAUAUAUUUUUUUAAUAAUUGUACUUCUUUGGUUAUUUUAAAUAUUGUUCAUGAAAAAAGCAUAAUAAUUUUUGCCAGUAUCCAGCCGAGAAGAGAACGCGUUCCCGUGAGGUCCGUGUACAGUUAUGUUGCCCCCCCCCCUCGUAAUGAAUUUUAAAAAUUAUAUCAUUAUGUUCACUAAGAAAACAAUUUUUUUUAAUCCCUAAUUUGAUGUUACAAGAUUAUGUCAAUAAAAAAUUAAAAUAUAAUGUAUUGCGUCGUUUCCCAGAUCCCGAGGUCCUGGGCUUAAACCAGGUCUAAAAAGGGAAUUGGGUUUUUCUGACGAACAACAAGUAGUAGUCCAGAGUCUGGCAGUUAGAAGUGUAUGCCUCGGAAGGUACGUAAAACCGUUGGCCCUGCGCCUGAACUAUUUCCAGUCGUAUCGGAAUGCGUCCCAUCGGAUUAUGAGAGUGAGGAAAUAGAGCGAGCCUGUCUUUGCGCACACACUUGUAUAAUAUGUCCUGCGCAGUAGCUAAUCUCUCUUGAGAUUCGCUUUCAUGGCUGAAAUCGACCUGAACAUCAGCAAUAAUUUUUCUGGUGUGUCACUGAAAUCAUGACCGAGAGUCAGACGUCAGGAACGCGUUCUCUCAACGACUGGACUUUUAAUCAGAUUGAUUAUGUGGCAUCAGUAAGUUAAUUCAUCAAUUAUAGUUCACGAUCACGAAGCGUUAUGCAUAACUUUGAGUAAUGGCAACCCUCGCUAUAUUGUAUAUUAUUCUAAUAAUAUAAACGUCCAUGAAUGAAUGAAUUUUUAAAAUACGUAUUGCAACAUUCGUUGUAAUAUUGUUAUGAUAAUUAAUAAGGAAUUUAGUUUUAAGAUCUUUGCGUUAUAUUCGAUUUCAUAAUAUUGUGUUGUUUUUGUAUAUCUGUAGCAUGUGUUUUUUUUUUUAAUUCGGUUUAGUACUUAAGAUUUAAAAUUAAAUUACAUAUGAUCUAUGUUUUAUCUGCAUAUUUAUAUUAAAAAAAUAAAAUGUGGAUUCUUUGAUUAAUAUUUAACAUAUGAAAGGAGACGUAAAAGACAAUUGUGUACGACUGAUGUCAUUAUGGUCUUGUUAAAAAUUUACAUUAAAUAUAUUCACUAUUAUCAUAUAUUUAGUGCAUUUUAGUUUAAUAUGUACAAAAUGUAAACUUAAACUAAUAAUAAUCAAAAACUAUUCCAAAAUCAAACAUAUUGGACACCUCUUUCGUCAUUAAAGUUCUUUUAAAUAUUGCAGUUUUAUAUCACUUAUAUUAUAUAAAAAAUUUCGUAUUCUCUCCUGUGCAAGCUAGUCUCCAUUGAGAAUAGCCGCCGUGGGCGAAAUCGGUUGAAAUUUUUUAUGUGAAUUAUUUAUUGGCGUGCCUUUUAAGACCUAGUCGUAUGCCGUCAAACGACAUGACGCUCCCUUAUGCCUCUCCGUCACGAUUCUUGUGUAGUUGUGUAUGCUUUGUGCGGAUAGUAUAUACUUCGUUCCUAUAUUACAAUUAUAUAAUACUACGAAGGGGUUGAUGACCCCAUGUUCUUUUUGUACCCCUUGACAACGUGUAUGCAAAAUUUAAUUAUGAUCGGUUAAAGGGUUAAGACUUGAAAGCAUAAAAAACAAACUCCCUUUCGCGUU
Molecule: messenger RNA, 5990 nt
Organism: Nymphalis io (European peacock)
Lineage: Eukaryota; Metazoa; Arthropoda; Insecta; Lepidoptera; Nymphalidae
Product: dystrobrevin beta
Exons: 21
Coding region: 267-2381 (704 amino acids)
Biological process (GO): synaptic signaling
Cellular component (GO): plasma membrane; synapse
Molecular function (GO): zinc ion binding
Source: RefSeq, a predicted model, not a curated record